AUGAAUCGAAAUCUGAAAUUACUGAAAUGCCCGAUUAUCCCGAAUGAGAGCUCAUAUGAAAUUAUAUCGGAAGGUCCCGUAUCAAUAUGGUAUUAUGGAAAAAAGCAGAAGAAAACUGAUUAUUAUGCAUUUCAGAUAAUUCGAGAAGUAAUACCAAUGCUCUUUAUUACAUUUAAUCAUCAAACAUCAAUUAUCGCACAGUCUUCCAUACCCAUUUAUAUUCCUUUCGAUACAAACAUUGUUGUUGAUGGUAAAGAAGUGCAAUUAUAUCUUGGUGAAGGUUGUCAAAUAACUCAUAAAGAGAAGCGAAAAAAAUAUACGACAAUUUUGAAUGGACAAUUUGAAAUUCCAAAAUCACACAUUAUUGUUUUGCAUUGUGCCAAUGUGAAACAGCAAUUUCAUGAUGUCAUACAGGUAAUUAUCACAGAUGGAAUGAUUGCUUAUUGUGGUGGUAAAAAUCACAUCCUACUAAAUACUUCUGAUACAAAAAUUACUGUUCUACAAACAGCAACAAAUUAA
This is a messenger RNA of Loa loa (African eye worm), 519 nucleotides long. RefSeq lists its product as hypothetical. The coding region runs from base 1 to 519 and encodes 172 amino acids. NCBI's taxonomy places the organism in Eukaryota, Metazoa, Nematoda, Chromadorea, Rhabditida, Onchocercidae. The record is from RefSeq and is a predicted model, not a curated record. The transcript is spliced from 4 exons.